GCCAACCUCGCGCCAUGCGUCCAAAAACCUGAUCUAAUUACAUAACCCAACCCCCAGUUCAGUAAUUACAAUUACUUUGUGUACUGUGACUUUGUGUUUAUCCGUGUAUUACUUGUGUUGUCGCCGCCACCAAUGGACUUAUAAAAGGCACCGCCGGAGAUGAGACGCAAACGGUCGCUGUCAUCGGGCGUCGCUUGAUGACGUCACCCGUCGUCGCCAUGGCGGACCACGUCCGAACGAUGCGCUACAUCCUCUUCACCCUCCUGUCCCUCUCCCUCAACAAAAACCUGGCCUUCGUCCUCGACAAACAGAACCCUUACUCCCAAUUCCGGAAAUGGAACGCCGGUUUAAACGGGACAUUGGAACUUGAGUUCAAAACCGAUCAGCCGAACGGUUUACUUUUGUAUACGGACGAUGGGACUUACGACUUUUUUGAGUUGAAACUAGUGAACGGUGCGUUGCGUUUGCGGUAUAAUUUGGGGGGUGGCGCUCAGAUCAUUACGGUGGGGAGCAAUUUGAAUGACGGACACUGGCACAAAGUUCAGGUGGCCCGCCGAGACGAGCAGACCUCGCUGUCAGUGGAUGGGAUCACCCAGAACAAAACCUCGCGAGGCAAGGAGUUCGUCUUUGGGAAGUUCAAUACCAACUCCGAUGUCUUCGUGGGAGGAAUACCGCCGUCGUACAACUCAAAACUAACAACGCUAGCGUUACCAUCAGUGAUCUUCGAACCCAAGUUCAAAGGGGCCGUCCGGAACCUGGUGUACUCCGACCUGCCUGGGCAGCCGCCGCGGAGACAGGAGCUACGGCAUUCCAGGGAUUUGAAGGCACCUCGUAUAACGAACGCAAGUGGGGACGCGUGCGAGAGACGCGAUCCGUGUCAACACGGAGGAGUCUGCAUCAGUACUGAUGAUGGCCCCAUCUGCGAGUGUCGAGAUGGAGACUACGAAGGCGCUUUUUGUGAGAGGGACAAGGCACCUUCGGAAGCCACCUUCCGCGGUGCAGAGUUCCUCUCGUACGACCUGACCCAGACUGGAGGCGAACCUAUCGUCAGCACACAGGACGCCAUCUCCCUUUACUUCAAGACCCGACAACCCAAUGGCCUGCUGUUUUAUACUGGUCAUGAAGCUGACUACCUGAACCUAGCAGUUCGGGACGGCGGCCUGUCCCUGACCAUGGGGCUGGGCAACGGCAAGCAAGAGAUGCACAUCAAACCCUCAAAGACCCGGUUCGAUGACCACCAGUGGCACAAACUUACUGUCAGGAGAAGGAUUCAAGAGAUUACGCCGUUCACCAGUUUCUGCAGGGUGUCAGCGGUAGUUGACGACGUGUACUCGGAACACUCGCACGUCGCCGGCUCGUUCACCAUGCUGGCGAGUUCCAGAGCUCAUGUCGGGGGCUCCUUGAACGCCAGAGCGUUACCUGGUGCCAGGGUUCAUACUAACUUCAUUGGAUGUCUCAAAAAGGUGGAGUUCUCAGCAGACACCCUUCGGCUGAACCUCAUAGAUCUGGCGAGGACUGGCAGCAAGCUGAUAACUGUCACGGGAAGACUGGAGUACGCCUGCACCGCGACGGAUGCUGCUGACCCAGUCACGUUCGCUACUAAGGAUGCGCAUUUGAUACUUCCGAAAUGGGAGGCAGUGAAGACUGGCACAAUAUCCUUCAAGUUCCGAACAAACGAACCGAACGGCCUGAUCCUCUUCAACAUGGGCGCGAAGCCACCAAGGGUAGGUUGCACGGCGGACCUCUUCGCCGUCGAGAUCCUGAAUGGAUACAUCUACGUGCACGUGGACCUGGGCUCUGGUGGAGUGAGAGUGAGAGCAUCUCGGAGAAGAGUGGAUGAUUCCCACUGGCAUGAGUUCCUGAUGAGAAGGACUGGCAGAGACGGGAGGGUUACUGUAGAUGGUGCUAACGCAGAGUUUAAAACUCCUGGUGAAUCCAAUCAGCUCGAACUGGAUGGACCAUUAUUCGUCGGUGGGCUUGGUUCAGAGUACUCCGCCUCAAGAACACCAGCAGCGUUAUGGACUGCUGCACUAAGACAGGGGUUCGUUGGCUGCAUCCGGGACCUGGUGUUGAACGGGAAGCCUCAGGACCUUACAGCUUAUGCCAGGCAGCAGGACUCUGCUUCAGUCAGGCCAGCGUGCCACGUGCUAAUGAAGCAAUGCGUGAGUUCGCCCUGCCAGCACGGCGGGGUGUGCUCCGAGGGAUGGAACCGGGCAUUGUGCGAUUGCUCUGCCACUAACUACGGGGGACCCACUUGUGGACGAGAGUCACCAACAAUACACCUCAAUGGCAGCCAACACCUAACUGCAGCACUCGGACCAGAACACGUUACCCAAACUGAAGAAUUGCUGCUUCGGUUCCGGACUGGCAAGGCUGGACUGUUACUGCGUACAGCGUCAGAGCAUUCUGCGGACAGGAUAGAACUGGCUGUGGCCGCUGGAAGGGUUAGAGCGAGUGUCCGGUUGGGGGAUCGAGAAAAGAACCUCCUCGCUGGCACCAACGUGGCGGACGACAAGUGGCACACCGUUCGCUUCUCGCGUCGAGCUUCGAACCUCAAGCUGCAGGUAGACGGAGGCCAGCCAGUACGCGGUACGUUAUCUGAAACUAUUCUAGGAAAAGCUUCUACUUUAGAAAUAUCGACUCUGCAUUUAGGAGGACUGUACCACCCCGAAGAAGAAAUCCAAAUGACGUCAACUUUACCUAACUUCGUUGGAUACCUUCAAAAGUUUGUUUUCAAUGGAAUAAAAUACAUAGAUAUGGCCAGAACGCUCGGGAUUGGAGUGAGCGAUGAAAACAACAAUAUUUAUGAUGCUUCCAAUAUAAUUUUCAAUGGAAAAUUCGUGAAACCAGAUUCUUUAAAUGUAUAUAAAUCGGUCACAUUUAAGUCAAAACAUACUUACGCUGGAUUACCAUUACUAAAAGCAUACGGGAAUACAUAUUUAGACUUUUAUUUCCGAACUACUGAAAUGGAUGGACUAUUGUUUUAUAAUGGAGGAAAGAAGCAGGAUUUUAUUGCUGUGGAAUUAGUAAAUGGUCACAUACAUUGUGUUUUCAACCUUGGAGAUGGAGUGGUGACUAUGAAAGAUAAGAUAAAAAGCUUCCUCAAUGAUAACAGAUGGCACACGGUGUCCAUAAGAAGGCCAACUCCGAAAAUUCACACGAUGCAAGUUGAUGAGGAUUUAGAAAUGCACACGACGAGUUCAAAUCUAAUGCUGGAAUUAGACAGUGUUUUAUACGUGGGUGGAGUACCGAAAGACAUGUACACGUCUUUACCAGUGGGAGUACUCUCAAGGCAAGGGUUCGAAGGAUGCAUGUCUAGUUUGGACCUACCUGGGGAAUCGCCUUCGUUGAUUGAGGAUGCUGUGGUUCCUAGUUCCUCUUUAGUAUCUGGAUGUGAAGGUCCUACGAAAUGUACUCAUAAUGCCUGUGCCAAUAAAGGGGUUUGCGUACAACAGUGGAACACAUACGUAUGCGAUUGCGAUUUAACUUCAUUCACUGGUCCUACUUGUUAUGAUGAAUCUAUCGCCUAUGAGUUCGGUCCCGGUCGAGGCAUCAUAACAUACACGUACCCACCCAGUGCCGUCGCUGAUACUGAAACUGAUAAAGUUGCCGUUGGCUUCGUCACCAGCAAGUCUGACGCUGUGCUGCUGAGGAUUGAGUCCUCGAAUACACAGGAUUACAUGCAGAUGGAAAUUAUUCGCGGCAACCUGUUCAUGGUAUACAACGUGGGUGACGGCGACCACCCCCUGGGUGACGAGGCGGCGAGGGUGGACGACGGCGCGUACCACGUGGCCAGGUUCACCAGGAACGGCAGCCGAGCGGCGCUGCAACUGGACAAUUAUGCUGUUAACAUCAGACAUCCACAAGGUGGCCAACAAUCCUCCAUCUUCAACAGCAUGUCUCGCAUAACAAUCGGUGGGGGCAACGGUGGUGGUAGGUCGUUCAGUGGGGUGGUAGCAGGACUGGUAGUGAACGGAGCGCGGCUGUUGGACCUGGCGGCCGCGGCUGAUCCCGCUGCGGCUUUACGCGGGGACGUCAGACGAGCUCAUACUCCAUUGGAUCGGGAUAUUAAUAGGAUGCAGCAAACACCACCGUCCGGCUAUGGAGGUCCCGGCGUGCUAGAUGAGCUGGUAUAUUCAGGUGCCGGUUCUGGGUGCAGGGAUGAUGAUGAAGACGCCUGCGUGCUUCCCGAAGGAGGGUCUGGAGAUGACUUGAUAACCCCUGUAUAUGUUCCUUCUACGAGACGACCGCCUUCAAAAAUGCAUAAGGGAGAUAAAAGUGAGAAAAUGAUGAAGCCGUGCGACGAUGAAGACUGUAUCGAGGGUUCAGGCUCCAGCAGUGAAGAUAUUACGGAGCCUGAGCAUCCUAUGACCACUUCCGGAGCAAGCAGCACCCAUGCAAUGACGUCACCAACCGCGUCCAUCAUAUCAACGGAGCACGUGGACAAAACCGUUGGCUCAACAGAUGGCGCUACCGAUACCACUGGCACUACUAAGAGUGACACCACUCUACCAGACCACGACAACAUGCACGCUGGUACCGUAGACAGUGGUACCACUCCCGAUAAGGGAACUACGCCUACUGAUGAUCGCUCCCACCCCGGUCAUUUCACUCCAACAAUGACGGGUCGACACACAGAAUCCACGCACACAACCCAAGACCACCACAUCCCAGACUACGAGGACCAUCACCAGAUCGAGAUAGAGACCCGCUCCCCGACCUACGAGAUAGAAGAGGGCCAAGACCGGGUACCUGGUAGAAUCCACCCGGAUUAUAACGGAUAUGAGCAUGAGAUUACCACUAAGUGGUACCAUCCCAAGACUACGGAUAAUAGAGUCACGCCACCUGAAUCUGAGUUCUAUGCCACUAUUGUUGGUAUCGUAGCGUCAGUACUGAUCGCAAUCAUCCUGAUAGUGAUAAUCGUUUUGAAGCUAGUAUUCCGCCUCGACCCCUCGUACAAGGUCACGGAAGACAAGAGCUACCAGCAAAGCGCCAGCGCUGCGCUCCUGGGCAAUCAGGCCCAUUCAAGUUACCAAACCGCUUCAAGCGUCCCAGCUGGUGGAGCCGCGAGGAACCUCGAACCGUUACCACUCAACAGAAACGGCACAACACCCUUAGCUCCUCUCCCGCAGCCGGUGAAACGAGACGGCAUUAAGGAGUGGUACGUGUAAGACAGAGACGGAUAACCACCCGCUGUUGUGUUUAUAAAGGUAUUACGUCACUUGUAUUGGUAAUGCAUAGUGUAUGACAACUUUGAGCAUUUAACUGAAAGAAGGACCCAGUCAAAUUUUUUCUAUGAAACUGACGUGAUGUUAAUCUUCAUUCUCAUAUAAAAUCAUAAAAUUGCGCCAGUAAAAAAAUGUUUCCAAUUUUUGGGAAAUAGAAAUUUGCUUCAUUUCUGUAUCUCUGACAAACUCUCAAAAGUGUGUCCAUAUUUCUAUAUCUCUUUUUCCAUGGUUCCACUAGUGAACCAAUCUUGCUGAAAUAAUCACGCAGAGAUCGCUAGACAGCCAUAGAAUAAUUUUUACUCUUAAAAUCAAAAUUUUCCAAAAAUAAAUCGGUUUUCCGGCCAUUCUUUCUUGGAGGUUGGAGCUUUUGCAAAUUAUUAUUGCAUAGUGAAAACUUCCUUUGCGCGAUUCAGAUUCUAUGGCGCGUGAUUGAAGAUACCUGUGGCGAUCUCUAGUUUGUUCGUUGUCAAUUACUUCGUCACAAGCUCAUAGCGCUUGAUAGCCGUAUGAUCCUUUUCUUUAGUGUCAGUAUGUGGAGAUCAUCAUAAAUCAGACAUAAAGUUCUCUAACGAUAUUUUCUUAUCAAUUGUACCUCAAGUCAUCUCUCAUUUAUGUUGAAUGCUCGAAGAACACAGUCAAUACACAACCAUGUCAUACUAAUUUCAUCAUCGGUUCAUUAAUGAUUCUUGCCUACUUUUUUGGUAGAGUAAUCCGACAAGGUGCUAAACUUCAAUUCUGUAGGAUCACUAUGAGUUUCGCAAACGUUUACUUGGUAUCUUAAUAUCUUAAUAUCUUGGUAUCAAUUUUAUGGGAUAUUGAGAUCAGCAAGUGUUGAUAGAUACGCUAUUGUUGUUGCAGAAAAAAUUGGCACAUUUCGCAAGUAUGUACUUACUAAUAACGUCAUUGAAUUUUUAGAACACAUCUGAUGAAUAAAUAAAUAAAUCUUUAUUAUCUUAGCAGAACAAUAUUUACAGACUUUGGUGUGAGGCCCUGCCUCCUGAUGAAGUGAAAACUGUGUGUCAGGAGGCAGUAAUAUGAAAUAAGUGAUGAGCAGCUUUAGAAAAUGCAAUCUUUUUAAACGGUAGCAGUGCAUACUCCUUUCCUAUUUAGUAUUUGUUCUGAAAAUAUUUUACACCUAUGCUAUUAAAUCCUUGGCUCUCAUCUUGCCUUUUGCAAGUCUAUCUUGCGCUGCUUGAAUUCAGUAACUACCUGGAACUCGUUGGAUGUCGUAUUUCUAACUAUUUGGUCUACCAGAACUGUUGUUUUCGGUCCGAGGUAGCCAUUCCAGCACGUUGGACGUCUAUCACUUCUUCAAACUGAGUGUCACACCCAUUGAUAUUUCAACUUCACAAUUCGAUCAGCUGUAUCAGUUAUUCUUCAUCAUGCUAGUGAGUAAACGUUUGCAAAAAUCGUAGUAAUCCUAAUGACUGUAGGUUAUACAUAAUAUGUGUAAUUAUUCGUACAAGUCACGUAAAGAGGAACAUAUCAGCUGUAGAUCGAUUUAUAUACGAGAACUAGUUGUGAUUCGAAUAUCAACCCGUAGUCGCUUGAUUCCUUGAUUAGCUGAAUGGAAUAUACAUAUUAAUGUAUGCAUUUGAAAAUAGACUAUCCAAUCUGAAAGGGUUAAAGCUAUUGGAGUAGUAACGGGAAGUGAAGGUAUAGAUGAUAGAUAAGGCAUAUCAAACGCCACAAGUGACUUAAAUUACGCGUGAGUGACGAUAGAAUGGCUAAGAAGCUUCUACAUAACAAAUCUGAGAGCAAUUGAAAACAUAUUAUAUCUAAAUUGUAAUGGUUUGAUGACAUGAAUGCAGUUGCUAAAACAUUAAUCACUGGAAACAUAAGGACUAGGAUAGAAUGUGUCUUGACGAAGAUGUAGUGCAAGGAAUAAUGACGGUUUCCAAUUAACUAAAAAUAAAGUUGGCGAAUUUGUACUUAUUUCGUGGUUUAACAACAACACAAUGAAUAUAAAGGGUGCGCAGGAUGAUCAAUGCAUCAAUUGUUUCAAUUUCGAUAUUUUGAGCCAGUUACAUGCAUCGUGGUCACAAUGAGACUUAAAGUUAAAGUUAUUUAUGCCCCUGAGUCAAUAGAAAAAAAAACAGUCUAGACUAACUAAGAAAUACAGAGCAAUCUACAAUGGAAAAUUCUGAAGGAAAGACAAGUGAGAGUUAUAACAAUCAUUAUAAUAUUAUUAUAGCUUUAACCCUUGACAGAUUGGAUGGUCUAUUCGAGAAUGAUAACCAUAAUUGAUAUUAAAUCGUUAAUGGUGUGAAUGAUGAGCAAGUAAUGGUUAAGUUGCGUUAAGAUAGAGAUGAUAAUACCGACUGAUACGCAAGUGUUAGUGUAAAUAUUAACUAAUGUAAACGUUGUAGGACGGCACUUGUGCGAUCUGGUGUAUAAAGUUGUUGCGAAAACCUAAAACAGUCCUCGGAGGAAAACAUACUUACUAUACAACUCUUAAUAAUUGUGUACUCCUAAAACAUACGAAAAAGUUGAUCUUAGUUGAACAAUUUAUACAAUCUACAAAGAAGAAGAAUUACAUUUUUCUUCUAUGUGACUUGUAAAAUAUAAAACCCUUAAUAGGUUUUUAGAUAAAUAAAAGCAUAAUGAUUAUAACAGUUUGUUAUGUUGAGACAAAAUAACCAAGUCUUCUUUAAGGAAGAUAAAGCAUUUAGAAAAUGAUGAUCAUUUUAGAGGUGCUAUAGUAAAUAUGUUAUUCUCUUUUAGCUUUUUUUUUCAAUAGUUUUAUAUAUUGCCAUAAUUAUUUGUAACUCGUUUGUACACAGUCAGAUUUCCUUAAUUCCAUAUUACCUACACUCCUAACUGCAGUGAACUUUUCGCCUUUCUGACUUUAACUUAUGCUAAGAUUAACAAAGAUUGAUUGUAUCCAUAUCUCGAUUCGGUGUCUAAAUUCAACUUAACAUAAUUGUCUAAAAACUUUGAAGAUUAAAAUGAAAUUCUGGAUUAAAUCAAUCAAACAUAUUUCUUUUUUUGAUAAAUAAUAUUUUUGCAAAUAUACUCUGUCAAUAACGCGUGAUAAAUUCUUGAAUUUGGACACUUGUUGGGAAACAAUCAGUCUGAAACCUUAUAAUUUAAGAGUAUAAGGCUAAAAUUUGGGGCUGCCACCAAUAAUAAUGAAGCAUAUCGUUCAAUUGAAGACUACGGUACUUUUACAAUUACAAGUUUCUCUUUCCUAUAUUUAUUAGGUCUUAUACAAUAUUUUUAAUAAAUAGAUAAUGCGAGUAGAGAAUUAAUUAUAAACUAAUCACAGAUUACAGCAUUCAACUAAUUCAAUGCGAUUUUUAGUACCUAAUGAAAGUUUUAAUGAAAUCAUCCAAAAAUGACGAAUUCGACCAGGAUCAAGUGUGACGUGUAAAAAUGAUAGUAGUAUCAUUUACAUAAUAAUAAGUAAUGAAAAUUGAAUCGCUGAGCUGUAAUUUGUGAUAAGCAUAAAAUGGUAUAUUAUUGAAAGCUGGAGAAGGUGAAAUCAGCUUUGAUAUAGACAGGUAUAAUAACAUAGACGGCGCAAAGACAUACGAGCUUGUAGGAAAUGGUGGUUCUGUAGAGAUUUGUAUGCAUUAUCUCAUUUAGUUUUAUUAGAUACAAGGAGUUUGGGGUAAGUUUUCCUAUGAAUCUAAUAGAAAUAAAAUGCUUUCUACGUUAUCCUUUUUAAUAUUAUAAUCUUAAGCUCCAUGUUAACAUUCAGUUCGUGCAAAUAUACUUAAGCAUCUGUGUGAUGAUUUUAUUCAAGCAUUGCUAUAGAUGCUCAGCCAUAGUUGCAACUAACUUUAAUAAAUUAAAACUUAACUUUUAACUUUAAUAAAUUUAAACUUUAUUAAUUUAUCAAGAUACCUAAGUCUUCUGUGCAUAGAUAUGGUUCUGUGAUUUAAACUUCUGCGCUUCAGUUAUAUAUGGCAUUUAGCAUUACUCCGUUAGCUCAAUGUCAAUUAUUAAAUUUUCUUGGUAUCUAGUCCUUUGAUCUGAGGUCCUUUUUUCGAUUGUUCUUCUUCCUCUUCAUUAGAUUCAUAGAAAACCUUACGACUGUUUUUGUUAUUAUUGUUUCUGAAACAAUGUUACAUAAUUCUGUUACCAAUAUGUUAAACAGAGGCCUAAACAUUAAAAGCAUAAUGUUAAACUUUCCAAUUGUUAACUCGAAUGUAAAUAUUUUAUAAACAAAAAUAAAAAUCAAUUGAGAAGCGUCAAAUGAAUUUCAUGUAACCCAGGACAAGUUCCUCAAUGCGUCCUAUUCGUAUCCUAUUUAUAAUGAAUGUAAUGUAUUUCAAAUAUAACUCACAAAAAUGUUCAUACUCAUUUAGCAAGUUUAUUUCUUUAAUUUUUUUGCCGCUUUUGUUAAACUUCAUUUAUUACCUCCAAAUACUAAAAAUUCAAGCGCAAUUUCGAUUCAAUAAUUUUGGAUAUAUCUUAUCCAAACCUACAAAAAAACCUGUUUCUUAUAAUGUUAAGAGCGCCUAGUAUAUGGCGUUUCAGAAUUCAGCCAUUAUUAAAAUUGUCUUUUAAUUAGAGUUUCAUCAUAACAAUUUUCUUAUAGUUUUAUUGAGUUCAUAUUGGUCUAUUUAUGUUUUUGUUAGAUUAAGUUAAUUUUAUCUUGUUGUUAUUCUAGUUUAUAAAUCGUUCGUCAUGAGCUUCGUCAUUUACUUUGAAAACUUUAACAUUACGGAUGCCUUGCUUGUAUUUUU
This is a messenger RNA of Maniola jurtina (meadow brown), 9922 nucleotides long. Its product is annotated as neurexin-1. The transcript is spliced from 28 exons. Bases 198 to 5171 code for a protein of 1657 amino acids. NCBI's taxonomy places the organism in Eukaryota, Metazoa, Arthropoda, Insecta, Lepidoptera, Nymphalidae. The record is from RefSeq and is a predicted model, not a curated record.